AUGCCCACCCAAUCUAAAACCACCGAUAGCGAGCACGCCCGUCUGCAAAAUGACUACGGCGCAGACUACUGGGUUCGGAAUUCUGCUCAACAGCAUCGUCGCGCAACAGCCGGACGAGGCCUCUUCGCCGGGUUACAAGAUGUAAAGCACUACAACGUCGAUCACGGCUGGGCUAAACGCAAGUCUGAGACUGCAGAGCCUGGUAUUCUUGGGUCGCUCUGGAGUCGACUUACUGGACUUUGA
Messenger RNA from Penicillium hordei, 243 nucleotides. RefSeq lists its product as uncharacterized. Bases 1 to 243 code for a protein of 80 amino acids. Lineage: Eukaryota; Fungi; Ascomycota; Eurotiomycetes; Eurotiales; Aspergillaceae. The transcript has 3 exons. The record is from RefSeq and is a predicted model, not a curated record.